CAAACUGUCGAAGUCACCCCCCACACUCGAUCCCCGUUAAUCAGGCAGGUCAAAGACGUAGCGAGCAUGCGAGCUACCUCAUAAGGCUGGUUUGCCUUGUUUAAAUAACGCAAAUUCCUACUAAUCACAAGAUGAUUCAUUAAUCCAAGAAUGACGCAUGUGCGGGGGUAGCUCAUAAGGUAGAACUUUCUUCUUUCUUCUCCUUCCAUGAGGGCAUUUAAACAUCAAGCAAAAAGGUCAGCAUCGCCAUGGAUUCAGUACUAGCGCCAAAGCCAUCAGUGCUAGGCCUGCGGGACCCUUCACUUCUAGUAACCGAUGGUCUUGUCGCUGGACAAUGGAGAACUGGAGCAUCAGGAAAGACUUUUUCAGUCACUGAGCCAUCUUCCGGCGAAGAGCUGUCACGUUGUGCCGACCUCGCACUGCUUGACUUUGUAGAGGCCAUCGACAGCGCAUACAUCGGAUAUCAGAAAUUCUACAGCUCAACAACAGCAAAAGAGAGAGGCGGCCUUCUGAGACGGUGGAAUGACUUGAUCCUUGAGAAUGCUGAUGAUCUCGCUAUUAUCCUUUCUUCAGAAAACGGCAAGACCUUGGCAGAGGCCAAAGGAGAGGUCUCAUAUGCUGCCUCUUUUGUCGCGUGGUUCGCAGAAGAGGCCACUCGAUCAUACGGCAAUACUAUUCCCUCGUCAUAUCAUAAUACAACAGUCCUGACGUUCAAAGAACCAGUUGGAGUCUGCGGGAUAAUCACCCCAUGGAACUUCCCAGCCGCAAUGAUCACUCGAAAAAUUGCUCCCGCUUUUGCAGCAGGAUGUUCGGUUGUUAUCAAGCCACCGAGUGAGACCCCAUUCAGUGCGCUCGCGCUCGCAAAGUUGGCCUUGGAAGCAGGUAUUCCAAGCUCCUGCUUGCAUGUGGUUCCUACAAAAGACCACAACGCCUCUUUGGAACUUGCUACCAACCCGAAGGUCAAGAAGUUGAGCUUUACGGGCUCCACAGGGGUUGGCAAGAUGCUCACAAAGCUUGCGGCUGGAACGAUGAAGAAGGUCAGCAUGGAGUUAGGUGGAAAUGCGCCAUUCGUGGUCUUUAGUGAUGCUGACUUGGACCUUGCGGUUGAUGGCGCCAUGAUCUCAAAGUUCAGGUCUACUGGUCAGACCUGUGUUUGCGCAAACAGGUUGCUCGUUCAUAGCUCUGUUGUCGGCGAGUUUACGAAGAAGCUCGUUGCUAAGGUGGAGAGCUUAAAAAUUGGACGGGGCUUAGAUAGUAGUACCACUCAGGGGCCUCUAGUUAAUGCUUCCGCGGUUGCCAAAGUCGAGGAGCACGUACAAGACGCCGUCUCGAAGGGUGCAAAGCUCCACACCGGUGGAAAGAAACCAGCAGGCUUGAAGGGAUUCUUCUACGAGCCAACCGUUCUGACUGGAGCAACCACAAAAAUGAACGUGGCCUACGAAGAGACGUUCGGACCACUCGCGGCUAUCUUUGCGUUCCAAACCGAAGAGGAAGCGCUUGCGCUUGCGAAUGAUACAGAGUUCGGACUUGCGGGCUACUUCUUCAGCAAAGAUAUUGGCAGAGUCAUGCGCGUUGCGCAGAGAAUGCAAUGCGGCAUGGUUGGAGUGAACACAGGCCUCAUCAGUGCCGCGGAGUCGCCUUUCGGAGGUAUCAAAGAGAGCGGUGUUGGAAGGGAAGGAAGCAAGUACGGCUUGGCUGAGUACCAGAACAUCAAGUGCGUCACAAUAGGCAACAUCCAUAUGUAG
Molecule: messenger RNA, 1745 nt
Organism: Pseudogymnoascus verrucosus
Lineage: Eukaryota; Fungi; Ascomycota; Leotiomycetes; Thelebolales; Thelebolaceae
Exons: 3
Coding region: 249-1745 (498 amino acids)
Molecular function (GO): succinate-semialdehyde dehydrogenase (NAD+) activity
Source: RefSeq, a predicted model, not a curated record